This is a messenger RNA of Penicillium canescens, 720 nucleotides long. RefSeq lists its product as uncharacterized. The transcript is spliced from 2 exons. NCBI's taxonomy places the organism in Eukaryota, Fungi, Ascomycota, Eurotiomycetes, Eurotiales, Aspergillaceae. The coding region runs from base 1 to 720 and encodes 239 amino acids. The record is from RefSeq and is a predicted model, not a curated record.
AUGUCCGGGGACCCCAAAAAGGACGCCCAAUACGGCCGCUUGGCCUUUGACAACUUCGCUCUACCAUACCAAUGCCUCGCGGACUCCGAAUCAUCUCCCGUGGUAGUGGACAAAGAAGAGAUCAACCGUAUAUUCCUAAACCAAACUAUCCACGAACGCAACACAAGCCUAGGAACCAGUAUGGGAAUACAAAUCAUCUGGCUACGAACAUGCUACGACAGAACCCUCACAGCAAAAUAUAACACACUAAAACGAGCAGCUGGAGCAGGUAUCUCAGACUGUAUGACGAAAGUCCUAGACGAUGCUACGCGGUACAACUUUGAAGAAUCCUGGCGUCGAAUCUUAAUCUGCAUACCAGGCCUCACUGACUUAUAUGGAAUCGUCGAUAUGGAUGGUGAUGGAAGCAAUUUGCAAUAUAAAUCCGGACAAGAUGAUAUAGAGCUGGUUGCGCAGGUAGAAGGGGAAGAUGAAGAUUGUCGAGAGCUAUCAUUGGUAGAAUUGAGGAUUCAAGCUGGUAUUUAUUUGCUUGAUAAGGAGGCUAUUGAGUCUGGGUUUAUUAAGGUUGUUUGGAUUGAUGAACAUGGGGAUUGUGUUUGGGAUAAUCGGUUGGAUCCGGUUGUUUCUGAUGUGGAAGGAUUGGCUGGUGCGUUGAUGAAUUCAACUAGUUUGAUUGAAAUUACUGGGUAUAAUGGGACGAGAGGGGCUUUGAUUGAGAGGUAG